AUGCCCCCGAAUUCUUUCCAAAAGCCGGAAACGGCUUUGAAACGGGCACAGGAGCUGAUUCAAGUUGGAAAAGAAUCCGAUGCCCUCGAUACACUGCACGACACCAUCAAGGCUCGUCGAUACAAGCAAUGGACGCAAACCCACGAACAAAUAAUGAUGAAGCAUGUAGAGCUCUGCGUUUUGCUCAAGAAACCGCAUGUAGCCAAAGAUGCAUUAUUUCAGUACAAAACACUUACUCAUCAGGUUGCCGUAAAAUCUUUAGAAACUGUCAUAGAGCAUUUUUUGCAAAUGGCUGAACAAAAAACUGAAGAAGCACAGAAGACAUCUAUUGAAAAAGUUGAAGAAAUUGAUGACCUUGAUCAAGGGGACGUUCCGGAAACGCUACUUUUGUCCGUGGUGUCUGGCGCUGCUGCUCAAGAUAGAAUGGAUAGAACUGUGCUGGCACCUUGGCUUCGGCAAGAUUUUGCAAUAGCUUUUAUGAAAUGCUACAAUUUUCCAUAUCAGGUGGAACAUCUCUAUCAUCGCAUCACAAGAAAAUCGUUUCAAUUUUGCUCGAAAUAUCAACGACGUACUGAAUUCCGGAAACUUUGUGAACUUCUUCGUCUUCAUCUAAAUCAAAUCCAGAAGCAUCAGUACCUCGCUCACGUGGUGAAACUGAGCUCUCCUGAGUCACUUUCAAUGAUGCAGGAGACUCGACUUUGUCAGCUGGAUACUGCCAUACAAAUGGAACUCUGGCAAGAAGCUUACAGGUAA
Messenger RNA from Strongylus vulgaris, 753 nucleotides. Lineage: Eukaryota; Metazoa; Nematoda; Chromadorea; Rhabditida; Strongylidae. The record is from the annotation of a GenBank genome assembly.